Messenger RNA from Aureobasidium subglaciale EXF-2481, 1800 nucleotides. RefSeq lists its product as uncharacterized. The coding region runs from base 1 to 1800 and encodes 599 amino acids. Gene Ontology annotation, cellular component: nucleus. The transcript is spliced from 3 exons. Gene Ontology annotation, molecular function: zinc ion binding; transcription cis-regulatory region binding; DNA-binding transcription factor activity, RNA polymerase II-specific. Gene Ontology annotation, biological process: positive regulation of transcription by RNA polymerase II. NCBI's taxonomy places the organism in Eukaryota, Fungi, Ascomycota, Dothideomycetes, Dothideales, Saccotheciaceae. The record is from RefSeq and is a predicted model, not a curated record.
AUGUCUGAGAGUAACGCUUCACCGCGAGACGAGUCACAGCCAGCUCCGGCGUCUGCAAGACGUCGAAAACCUCGUCCGUCUCGAGGCAAAGGACUCCGUACCACCACAGGAUGUAUCGUAUGCCGAACGCGUCACAUGAAAUGUGAUGAGAAGAGGCCAACAUGUUCUGCUUGUUUCAAAAGCAAGCGAGAGUGCAUAUAUGUCACGACUCAUGUGAGUAGGCAUGAAUCUGAUGAAUCGCGCCCGAGCGCGAUCGCUUCGCCUGCUUUGCCCCGGGAAAGUGCUUUCGAAGGCGCGCAAUAUGUGGAAGCAGGUGCAAUCCGACCACCACCUGACGUGCUACCGAGUCUGCCUUACCAGGAAGACCAUGGCAGAGCUCUCCAUAUAGCACCUCCGGGUGUGCAUGCUCCCGAUUUCGCUAGACAACGUGAUGAUCAUCAAACCUCGAGUCCUCGAUCGAGCUUGAGUGGCAGUACUGCCUAUGCCGCUGACAUCGCGCCUCUAAGAUGGUUCGGUCUACUCGCUGGAGACGCUACAAAUGCCGAGUGGAAUCUCAACCCAAUCUCGCCGAACCUUCUCACAACGCAGAACAUCGCAUCUAGUGCUCCUGCCCAGUAUACAAGUGGGGGCUCCUUCGUGCGACAAUCAGGGCUUAUCCAAGGAUCUUACACGCCUUCCAUAAUCCCACAUGAGGCAGUGACCUUAUCUGAUCAAGAGGUCUCCAUAUUCAGGUAUUUCGUCACGACUUUUAGCCGAUGGAUUGACCUUACGGACCCACAUCAACAUUUCUCGGUCAUGGUGCCACACCUUGCUCUCCGCAAUCAAGGCUUGAUGAAAGCAAUACUGGCUUUAUGUGCACGACAUCUGUCACUCAAGCCAAUCCCUGGUCUGGCUCCUGAUCGUACACUCGCAGUACUAUACUAUUACGAGACACUCCAAUAUCUUCAGCAGGCUAUGAAGAGUGAGGCCUACCUCCGAAGCGAAGAACUACUGGUGACUACCAUGAUCAUAAGCACAUACGAAAUGAUUGAUGGUGAAGGCAAGAGCUGGGAGCGUCACCUUCGAGGUAUCUUCUGGGUACAAAGAUCUCGUGAGAUAAAUGGCGAGUCUGGAGGUCUGAGUCAAGCUAUCUGGUGGGCCUGGCUACGACAAGAUGUGUGGGCUGCCUUUCGCGAAGGACGGAAAGUGUUAAGCUUCUUCAAACCGACGAAACCAUACUACGCAAUGGAUCACUGGGAUAUCGCCGCAAGAUGUGUGUACUUGGUAGCACAAUGCGUCAAUUACAGCUCGGAACAAGAGAUUGAAGCCGGUAAGUCGGAUUUGAUCAUGCGAUUAGCCAAAGCGGAUGAGCUAUCGACCAAGCUAGAAGACUGGUACCAGCAUCUGACUAGCCACUUCAAUCCCUUGCCUUGUAUCAACACUUCUCAAGGGCCAUUCAAACCCAUCUGGAUUCAUCCUCUAGUCUUUGGUGUCGGUCUCCAGAUGUACCACUUUGCCAAGAUACUACUACAGAUCUGUACUCCAGCGGCCGGAGGUCUCAAAGAAUACAUGGCGAGAGAACGUGCUCUCAAUGAGUCAAUCGAUGUCAUUUGCGGUAUCGCUCUGGCUACUGACGAUGAUGCGGCUAUCGUCAUUUCGACACAGUGUAUCUUCGCUGCAGGACUACACACCCAAGAUCCAGGAAAGAGAGUAGCUGUACUAGGCAUAAUUGCACAACAUCAAGCUCGUACUGGCUGGCCUGUACAUGACCUUCGCAUCGACUUGGAAGCAGAGUGGAGUAAAACCGACAAUCCAAGAUGA